Messenger RNA from Gymnodraco acuticeps, 3067 nucleotides. It is a transcript of the gene mindy4, whose product is annotated as MINDY lysine 48 deubiquitinase 4. Bases 197 to 2314 code for a protein of 705 amino acids. Gene Ontology annotation, biological process: protein K48-linked deubiquitination. The transcript has 18 exons. NCBI's taxonomy places the organism in Eukaryota, Metazoa, Chordata, Actinopteri, Perciformes, Bathydraconidae. The record is from RefSeq and is a predicted model, not a curated record. Gene Ontology annotation, molecular function: K48-linked deubiquitinase activity; cysteine-type deubiquitinase activity.
UAUUGCGCAUGGGAUCACCAUGGCAACGUACAUCAGCCCAAUCUGUUGAGAAGAAUCUGUUGCUCUUAUGGACGGUCUCUUACAGGUCCGGGUUGUGGCUACAUCACACAGCCGACGGGCAGCUAAAGGCUACUGUCCGAGCGGCUGAGUAUUUGCGUCAGAAGGAGGCCACUACAGCCGGGACACCUUCAUCACUAUGGUCGUUUCAGUUGAAGAGGUGGCUUCGUCCGUUGUACGAGAGUAUCUGAACCGAAAGGGUCUCAAGAGGACGAUUGCCUGUAUGGACGAAGAACAUCCUCGCACAAAGGCGAGUAUCAACAACAGAUCCCACUUGAGGCAGAUUCUACACAUGGAGGGGCUCUAUAGUAAUAAUAAAGCUCAGAACUCCCCCUUGAAAACAUUACUGGAGAUUAUUGUGAAGCAUCAUUUUGAGGGGCUUAAGCAGGACAAGAUCCCCAGCAAUGAAAGUGAUCCCCGUCCGUCUGAUCAGGCUAAGAGCUGGACGACUAAUUCUCCUGCAGUAACACCAACAGUAAUGAAUAACAAAAACACAGAGGAUAGCACAACAGCUUUUGUUAUUAGCAAACACAACAUAUUAAGGUCUUAUAGAGGAGACUUCUGCACUUCUCAGCCUGAAACAGACCCACUGUCCAGCCACUAUCAAACAGGCUUCUGGGCCUAUGACCUAGAAGAACAAAAAGACCAGCCACUGAGGGCUUCGCUCCACGACAAUGAACGCCUCACCAGAAGUGAAACAGAGAAACAGAUUUUAAUUACUGAGAGCACCCAAAGGAGCAGAAGUAAUCGAAUUAGACGUGGAAUGAUGGCCGGACCAAUAGCUAGCACAGCGCAGGAUUCAAACAAAAAAAGGCAGAAUCGAAAGCUCGAAGGACCCCAUCCGCUGCUAAAAGAAGUUGAAGACAACAGGCAGUCUGUGGAUGGGGUUUUAGUGGCUGGGAAACAUAAAAAAAGCCCAGAAAGCAGCCAAAUACGCUCAGCUGACUGUGUUGAAGGGCAAUGGGAGAUGUGGAGUGCACCAGAGAGAUUGCCGAGGGAGAACAGCUUUGAAAAAGUGCAACAAGACUUACGGAAGACUACAAAAGUGAAGUCUUUGUCCAGUCCAAAUGUGGCAGAUUUGGAUGUGUCUGAGAUGGUUUUAGAUGACAUUGAUGAUGAUGAGGAUCUGGGAGAACUCUCCAAAGUGUCCUUUCACCGAACUGUCGUAGAGCACAGCUAUGCAGGCUACCCCAUGGACCAACACACCGCCAUGGAAUUGAAAGCUGUUCUUCUGGGUACCAGCCUAAAUUGUUUCAGUGUUGAAUGGAGAAAUCAGGGUCUCACGUUCUCAGAAACGCAGGACCUGAGAUACGGAAUCGUGCAGAAAAAGGGUGGUCCUUGUGGAGUUCUGGCAUCCUUCCAAGCCUUUGUUCUAAAGAAACUGCUCUUUGAAAACACUGAGAGCAGCAGUAUAGGCCUUCAGAGGUUAAGACCUUCCAAUUCUACCAGAAGAAAGUGUCUUGUUUUAUCGGCGGCGGAAAUACUUUGGCGGGCUGGCGAGGAAAAACAAGCCACAGUUGCAAUAAAUUCAGGAAGGAAUCAUUUCACCCCGGCAAGACACUACAAAUCUGAAGGAGUGCUUGAAAAGAUAACAUGUUACACUCUGGAUAACUUCAAGGACCUGCAGUUGCUUCUGGAGCGGCAUAUUGAUCAGUUUGAGACUGGGGCAUUAGGAUGCCUUCUGCUCAGCAUAUCUGCUGUUCUCUCUCGAACCAUUAAAAAAGUAAGAGAGGAUAUGGACGUGCACACCAACACACUCAUUGGAGCCCAUGGCUACUGCACACAGGAGCUGGUAAAUCUGUUGCUCUGCGGCAGGGCAGUUUCUAAUGUCUUUGACAAUGACAUAGAGCUGGAUUCAGGCAACGGCAACAUGACUCUACUGAAGGGAGUCAAAGACCCCUGUGACGUAGGCCUGCUGUCCCUGUUUGAACACUAUAACAUCUGUAAGGUGGGAGCGUACCUAAAGACUCCCCAUUACCCUAUCUGGGUGGUGUGCAGUGAAAGCCACUUCAGCGUGCUGUUCGGCCUGCAGAGGGAGCUGUUGACCAAUCAGGACAAAGGUCUGGAGUUUGACCUCUACUAUUACGAUGGACUGGCCAAUCAACAGGAGGAGAUCCGCCUCACUGUUUUUGUUGGCAAAUCGGCCCUCAGCUAUCAAGAUGUCGACAUUGAUCUCAUUCCUCCGCUGGAGCACUGCAUCCGAACAAGGUGGAAAGAUGCAUUUGUCAACUGGAACGACACAGAGCCUAUUCUCUGAUGGUUUGAUGUUAUAUUAAUGAUCCACCAUUAGCUGACAGUACACCUUUUGCAUCAUCAAUAGAGAGUUGUGGUACAUUUUGUGUUUUAUGAUGUUUCCUUCAUAUUAUAUCACGUUUCAUAUUUAUAAAUAUUUGUUUUAGUAUAACCAUUGUUUUGUUGUGAGAAACAUUGUUCUGCCACAUGAUGGCCUGGAUCUGAGAGCAUUUGCGAGAGUGCAAUUUCUUCUUAUUAAGUGGUGAAUUGGUUUCUAGAGAUUAGAGGGAAACUCAUACUUUGUUGCUGGUAACAUGCAAAUUGCUGUAAGAUACUGUAUCUUACAGCCAUUGACCUCAGUGGCCUUUACUCUUGUUGUCCAUAUGCUACACUUCAUUAGUAAGAGUUCCCUGCUCAUUAGAAAAUAACUUAAUAUGUGGGUUUUAAUCCAGAUAGAUUGAAAUAUAACUUAAUUUCACAACACGUUUUAACUGAUUUUGGUUUGUUACUCACUGCAUUAUGUUAGUUUACAUGUGUAAUGGCCUAUAAUGCAAUUGCCUUUCAUGAUGUGCAUGCUUUAAAUUAAAUAGGUUGUAUUUUAGUUUUUUUAUCUUCAUUUAUAUUUCUGAUGUGUUGUCAGGAGAGUAGAUUAAAUAAACACGGACUUGCAUGUGUGUUUGUCAAAGAGAGUGAAUAUUAUAUUAAAUUGCCUCAAUGAGUUUUCAAUUUUGAAAGAUCUCAUGUCGUGGAACAGAAAAUAAAAUCAUUCAAUACCUCA